CCGAUCCUCUCCGAUUGUCCUCUACCGUUCCACCCUCCAAAUCCUCCCCAAACACCAUGGCCUCAAUGCUCUCUAGCACCGCUUACAUCGCCGCGAAGGCCUCUCUCCGCACUGCCAAUCCGACAAGAAUCCUCGCGGCUAGCUACGCCACCUCGGCCAAUGUGAAGAAGAUCACCGUUAUCGGGUCGGGCUUGAUGGGCGCUGGUAUUGUGCAGGUGGCUGCCCAGUCCGGAUACCACGUGAACAUGGUGGAUCUGAAAGAGGAGUUUCUUGCGAAGGGUGAAAAAAUCAUCACAUCUUCGCUGAAGCGAGUCGCCAAAAAGAAGCACGGCGAUGAUGCAGCUGCUUCAAAGAAGUUUAUUGAUGAAGUAAUGUCCCGUAUCAGCCUGUCGACUGAUUCUAACAAGGCUGCAUCCGAGUCCGAUUUGGUCGUUGAAGCCAUUGUUGAGAACAUCAAAACGAAACAGGCUCUCUUCAAGGCCCUCGACGAGGCUGCCCCAAAAGACGCUAUCUUUGCCAGCAACACCUCAUCUCUUCCUAUUGCUGACAUUGCUGCCGCGACGAACAGGAAAGACAAAUUUGCAGGAUUGCACUUCUUCAACCCGGUGCCACAAAUGAAGCUUGUGGAGAUCAUUCGCAUUCCGGAGACUUCUGACGAAGUAUUCAACACUCUUAGUGAUGUGACCAAAAAGAUGGGUAAAGUACCAGUUGCGUGCAAAGACACUCCCGGAUUUAUUGUGAACCGUUUAUUGGUGCCGUACAUGAUGGAAUCUUUGCGUCUCGUGGAGCGCGGUGAUGCUUCCAUGCAAGACGUUGACACUGGAAUGAAGCUUGGAGCAGGAUACCCGAUGGGUCCCUUCGAGUUGAUGGACUAUGUCGGCCUCGACACAAUCAAGUUUAUCACCGAUGGUUGGUACAAAUCCGGUAAGGGAUUGGUUGGCGACAAGCUUGUUGCACCUUCUCCCCUUUUGGAAAAGCUUGUGAAGGAGGGACAUCUUGGUAGGAAGAGCGGAAAGGGCUUCUACACGUACGAAGGUGUAGGCGCCGAUAAGGGAAAGAAAUAAGUUUUAAAUCAUAUGUAAUAUUUGCUGCAGCGUUACAAUUUGCUAAUACACGCAUCAUCCUUGAUCA
Spizellomyces punctatus DAOM BR117 is the source of this 1131-nucleotide messenger RNA. RefSeq lists its product as uncharacterized. The transcript has 5 exons. Gene Ontology annotation, cellular component: mitochondrion. The record is from RefSeq and is a predicted model, not a curated record. Gene Ontology annotation, molecular function: (3S)-3-hydroxyacyl-CoA dehydrogenase (NAD+) activity; NAD+ binding. NCBI's taxonomy places the organism in Eukaryota, Fungi, Chytridiomycota, Chytridiomycetes, Spizellomycetales, Spizellomycetaceae. The coding region runs from base 57 to 1064 and encodes 335 amino acids. Gene Ontology annotation, biological process: fatty acid beta-oxidation.